Molecule: messenger RNA, 2013 nt
Organism: Seminavis robusta
Lineage: Eukaryota; Bacillariophyta; Bacillariophyceae; Naviculales; Naviculaceae
Source: the annotation of a GenBank genome assembly
AUGCAUGGUGGACAAGGACAAGUUGCUGACAUGAAUCUUCGACAAAGACGAGGAAAUCGUUUCCUCCAAGCUAACACUAAUGAAGUUGUCAAUUCCCCAGCAUCUCCAUCAGCAGUGAUUACUCCCAAUGAGCCGGAGUCAGUGAGUAAAUCUGCAAAUGUGAAAGAGAAGUUUUUAUUGGCAUUACGAGAAACCAUCACCUGCAGAAGAGCCAAGAACACCCCUCUCUUUCAAUUCAUGAAGGAUGGAUGCAAUUUAUUUGACAAAGGAUGGCUUCGCCGAGAGCUUGUCGAUGCUGAUACUGCAUCCAAGCUAUCAAUUCGCAGCCACGAAAGGAAGCUUAUUUUCUUCAUUUUCAUGGGACUCUCUGGGACGGGUCCUGGUGUUGACGAUGUUCAAGCCAAAGAGACGGAAGAAGCACCAGUAGCACUGCUCAGUAAAGCUUGGGGGUUUACAAAGCCAAGCAUCCGCAGGGUUUGUGGCCUUGCCUUAGACGACAAUAUUCUAGGCUCUCUUCUGGAGGACAGGAGUGAGGAAGAGGGAAGGAAGAGAGUCAAGAGUGACACUCCACAAUCCAAAGAAAUCCCCGAAUCAGAUCCUGACGGUUUCCUUUCCCCAGAAGACUAUGCUGCGCCCCAGGCCCGAACAUUCAAACGGCGUGAUCUGAAGCCGACACCAACACUUCUAUCAAGGAUGGAAAACAUUGCACUGGAGUCUCCUCGGACUCCCCAAACACCAACUUCUACUAGGUUCUUCAGCUUCGGUCAACAAGACACCAAUGAACAGCGACGUACACGGCUUGACUUUGGAGCAUCGCCUCUUGUUGAGGAGGAGAUAGAUGAAUCAUCCUACGAGGGUGGGCACUUUUUGGAUGCAGCAACUCAGACAGAAGAAGUUUUUGUUGCUGUAGAAAACAGAGAAAAUGUUGGGACCCAAACCGCAGUGGCGUCAAGGCUUGCCUCAGAGAUGAAAGAGCAUUUCAUCAGCCGAGACUGUGAAGAAGAACUCUGCCGUGCUCUCUAUUUCCUCUUUCACAACAGAGCAGUGAAUAUAGACCGGACAUCCAAAACAAAUGACAAUGAAGUUAUAACCAUUCGACAGUUCCGAAAAGGCUCCUGCAUGAAGAUUCUUCGGAUUAAAGAGAGCCGACAAACAGCAAAGAGCGACAACCGCGGAAGAAGAAUCAAAGGCAAGGCAAAAUUGGUUGAGACCUUGCUUGCCAACAUGGACAUAUCUGAACAAGAGGUGUUGUCAGUUCUGAAGUUAGUAGCGAAGAAUCAUUCCGCCCGAGUACUGAAUGAUGAUGAGUGCUAUUUGGGUAUCCAACAUUGUGCUGCUCUGAUGCAAUACCUCCCAUUGACGGCUCGUGGAGUGGAACGUCUUUCAAGGUUCUUUAAAGCAAUGCUUCCAACCAUCGGAGAGAACCUUUUUCCUACAAUGCUACGAAAGAAGCUUUCACUCUAUGCAUUGGAAUCGUUUCAUCUGCGUCUCGGUUUUGAACUUGUCUCUCUUGAGAUCGGAGGCGAAAAGCGAAAUGAAAGAUGUUUGCAUGUUUGGGUAAAGGAGCCGGCUGCUGUUGUUGAAUCACUUACUCAGAGUGCCCUUCUUGCAGGCAAACUUGAAGAAUCGUCUUCAUUCUGUAAGCACAAGAAUGAGUUGGUGGUUGUUCAAGGCUCAGAUCGUGGUGGUGAUAUCACUCUAUGCUUGGUUCGUAUAGCAAACAGGGCUGGUGGGAAUGCGCCGCAGUAUUGUAUACCGUUGGCCUUCUAUGAGUACGGAAAAGAAAACUAUGACAAUUUUCAAAAGACAAUAUUCCAUCCGGGCAAACCAACAAAACAGUUUCUUCAGAAGAUGCUCGAUGGCUGCUUUCAAAUGAUUGUGGUUGUUGUGGAGGAUGACAAUGUUCCAGUCGAUGCCCAGUGCUGCAUUGUGGAAUGCGAAUCAGCUCUGAAGAUCAAUCGACUACCAGACAGCAACAGUCUCCGUUUAGAGACUCAGCAGACUGGGGUGUAA